GCUUUUAGAAGAGUAUUGCUCUCUCCCCGGAAGUGGUCGUUUUAUAGUGUCUGUGCUGUGUACUGAUCAAAUUGGUAGCAUUAGUUGCAAUUAUACUACUUUCUGAAUCAAUAAUGCGGGAGUGUGAGCAUUUGAUAGCAUAGUGGAAUAAAGAGAUAGAAUUGAACCGUGUGCUGUGUUGUGUAACUGUGCCAAUUUCUGUGCGAGAGUUGGAGAGACCCUUGCAAUUUAACUUCGGCACACGUAGAUCACCCCAAUCGCACUUUAAAAGUUCAACAAAUCAUCAAUCAAUCCAUACGAGGCGAAGGAACGUAAAAUAUUUUGCAAAGGGCUCACAUCAUUCCUGUUCUUCGAGUCAUGCCCAUGCCUACCGCCGCCUCUGGAGAAGGAUUAGUAUGAGAAGUCAGCAACAGCCUGGGCAGAAUCUGAUCGGAAAGGAGCAAGGUAGUGAAGGGCGAGUGGAAUUGUACGCAGCCGCCGCCGUCGUGAGUGUUCAUACAACAACAAUAGCAACAAAAGCAACGACUACGGCAAGCGCGCUGUACAGGCGCUUCGCGGUGUCGCGGCAAUUGAUUCGGGCUAAGUCUUCUUAACGAACUCGCAGUGGAAGGAAGGAAUAGCCGAGCGCGGUUUGAACUUGAAUCGGACACCAAGAAGUGAACCUGGGCAUAUCUGGUUAACAAACGGUGCGUGGUGUUCAGUUGGCAGUGCUGUAAUAUUUUUCGAAAUACUUUGAUGUGUUUUAAUCCGGAUAAAGUGCUAGAACCAGUUGUCCAAGAUACUGCUCCAGAGGAGUGGUUCGCAAAGCAGAAAAAAAAUCAACUCACUGGAAAGUUUUAUGCUAUGAAUAAGUGAUAUCAUCGACGCGAUCUAGCUAAUUUACUUAACUCUUGUGUGCCGAGCAAAAGAAGUCAGGCAGUAGUCUUACGACUAGGUUCAGGUUUCAGAGGAACUUGAUCGAAGACUUUGCCCUGCCAUCCAGAAACCAGAAGCAUAUGCAGUGUUGGUAGUUCUGAGCAGCCGAGUGGAGUGAAGUGGAGAAGCCGUUGUUUUACCCGGUACUUCGUACGGGGCAGUGAUUGCAGUCAGUGCGGGGGAAAAGAAGAAUCUCCGGUUCGCUAUAUAAACCGACAAAAAAGAGCGAGAGGCGCUAUCGUUGUGAAUGAAAACAAACAUCCCACAAAGGUUCCACCGAACGCGAGGAUUUGUCCGCAUCGGGUUAUAUCUCUAAAGAGGUGAGAUUCGUUUGCCGUCGGUAGUAGCGCAGGAUGGUUUUUGCUUAAUCUUAAAAUACUUGUUUUAUUUUAUGACGCGAGAGAAUAUAAACAGUCUUUAAAUAUAGUGAGUUUCACCGAUCGCAUAGCAAACAAGUAUUGUUGUACCGCGGAGUGCCCAAGUGCUGAAUGUUACGAGAUAGCCGGCUGUUUUGUCGCAUGUGAAAAGAAAGGCGAUGUUGUUGGUUGUUUUGCGUUUGCUGGUAGUUGUCGAAAGUUUGGCAAUCGAAUAAAGUGAUGAAAUAUUGUUAUCUGAUUCGAUAGUGUAAAAGUCCUGUUUUUGCUUGUGAUCAACCUAAUUGGGACGCCCGGUUGAGUGUGCAGGCGAAGAGUAAAGUCUCAAAUUUAGCCGAGAAAAAAAGCAGUUUUUCAUCACCGUUUCAGUUUUUCGAUAAAUUUUCCAGUAGAAUCAACCUGUAUUGCAUGGUUCUGAAAAAACGCCGAGCUGUUUCAACUGUGCUGUCCUAAAGCACAUGGUGCUCACCAUCGCCUGGAGUCGCGCCGAUCGGCCCCGCUCUGAGGGGCCAUGACGCGUUGGCCCGUUCUAUUACUCUCAGUGCUCUCGGUGGCGUUUGCCAGCGCUCCGAAUACUAAUGGAACGUCCCAACCGUCAGCAGCCGGCUCGACGACGCUACUGCAGUCGUUCCUGCCGGCCCUGUCGAUGUCGGCCCUAUCGUCAUCUGCCGUCAGCGCUCAGGGAAUCACGAUCCAGCAACAGCAACAGCAGCAGCAGCAGCAGCAGCAAUCGUUUCAACUGCCACAGUUGCCGCUGCCUCAAGCGCAACAUUCGUACGCUUCGGGGACGACUUACGUUCCGAAAGUGACUUCAAACUCGCGCCAUCAAAAGUUCAACAACAAUCGCACGCAGCUGGUGGUGGGGUAUCUGACUGCUCUCAAGGGUAACAUGAAGGAUAAGCAAGGUCUUACCAUAUCCGGUGCACUGACGAUCGCGCUGGAAGAGAUCAACGAUGACCCCGAGCUGCUCCCGAAUGUGACGCUGGCGUUACGGUGGUACGACACCCGCGGCGAUACGGUCAUCGCUACCCGCGCCAUUACUGAGAUGAUUUGCGACGGAGUGGGAGCCAUUUUUGGUCCCGAGGGUACCUGCAAGACUGAAGCGAUUGUGUCGCAGAGCCGGGAUAUUCCCAUGAUCUCAUAUAAAUGCUCCGAGCUGCACCGUAAAACACCGAUUCCUACAUUUGCCAGGACGGAGCCGCCAGAUACUCAGGUCACCAAAUCCAUCAUCUCGCUGCUGAUGUACUACGGGUGGAAAAAGUUCUCCAUUAUUCAUGAGGAGAUGUGGAAAAAUGUUGCCAUUUCACUGGAAAACCAAGCGUUGCUAAACAACCUAACCGUCAAUCACGUGGAGGAAGUCAUCGACUACCACAAGUGUUGCGAAAACAAUCUGGACUGUUGUCGUAGUGGAUAUUGGUAUACGAUAAUCCAGAAUACCAUGAAUCGAACCAGGAUUUACGUGUUUCUCGGGACGCCCAAUGCUCUGGUGGACAUGAUGACCCAGAUGGACGCCAUGCAGCUGUUCGCUAAGGGUGAAUAUCUGGUGAUAUUCGUCGACAUGAUGACGUACUCGUUGAAGGAAUCCAAAAAGUACCUCUGGCGGGCGGAUCGGGUAUCGCACUACAAAAAUUGCAACGAGAUGGACCAAUUUCUGCUGCGGGGUCGCAGCCUGCUGGUGGUGGUCGCCUCCGAACCGCAGCCCGAGUUCGAGCAGUUCACCACAAAAGUUCGGUCGUACAACCAGCGGGAGCCGUUUUCCUUCAAAACACCCACACUGUUUUUGCCGUACACGAAGUAUGUUUCCAUUUAUGCUGCCUACCUGUACGACUCGGUGAAACUGUACGCUUGGGCCUUAGACAAACUGCUGAAGGCGGAACAGGCGAACCGUCCGCUAACGAGCGACGUCAUACAGGAGGUGGCCAGCAACGGGACUCGGAUAAUCGAGACCAUCAUCCAGAACAGAACCUAUAGAAGUAUCGCCGGUGCGAUGAUUAGAAUCGAUGAGUUCGGUGAUUCCGAAGGUAACUUUUCGGUGCUGGCACUGAAGAUGGACCCGUAUACCGAGGGAAAUUUCUCCUGCGACUACCAGAUGAAACCGGUGGCACACUUUCAAAUGCGCCAGCUACCGCUGAACAAUGAUUCCAAUCAGAAGCGAAACGAUGAAAUCCCAGAGUUCAAACUGUCAAAGGCUGGCAUCACCAUUGAUUGGGCAGGUUCGGAGCGACCGAUGGAUGAACCAUCGUGCGGUUUCCUCAAUGAGCACUGCAUGAAGGACGAAUCGCACUUCACCUCUAUGGUUAUUGCGUGUGUCCUGGCGCUGGUGUUAUUUUGUGCAGGCGUUAUCACGAUGAGCAUCUACCGCAAGUGGAAAAUAGAAUUAGAAAUCGAGGGACUGCUGUGGAAAAUCGACUCGAGUGAAAUUAAGGGUUACUUCAACACGGAAAUCGUAUCAUCACCAAGCAAGCUCAGCCUGGCCAGCGCCCAAUCAUUCGGGUCUCGCUGCUCCAAUCAGGUUUUCACACCGACCGCCCGCUUCCGGGGUGUGGUGGUGCGCAUUAAGGAACUGAAGUUUUCCCGCCGCAAAGAUAUCUCGCGGGAGAUUAUGAAGGAGAUGCGACUGCUGCGGGAUCUGCGGCACGACAACAUCAACAGCUUCAUCGGGGCCUGUGUGGAACCGAUGCGGAUCUUACUAGUCACUGAUUACUGUGCCAAGGGUAGCCUGUAUGAUAUAAUCGAAAACGAGGAUAUCAAACUAGAUGAUUUAUUUAUUGCAUCGUUGGUGCAUGAUUUAAUUAAGGCAAUGAUAUACAUACAUAGUUCAGCUUUAAACUAUCACGGCAAUCUAAAGUCGUCCAACUGUGUUGUCACAUCCCGCUGGAUGCUGCAAGUCACCGACUUCGGUUUGCACGAUUUGCGGCACUGUGCCGAGAACGAGUCAAUAGGAGAGCACCAGCACUAUAGAAAUUUAUUCUGGAAAUCGCCGGAACUGCUGCGACAGCCUCACAUUUAUGGCAGCCAGAAGGGGGACGUGUAUGCGUUCGCUAUCGUUCUGUUCGAGAUUAUCGGACGGCAUGGCCCUUUCGGCUACAGCGACCUGGAGCCCAUCCGGAUCGUGGAGUUAGUCAAAUCGUGCCCGGAGCCGGGACAGGAGCCAUUUCGGCCGGACAUCGAGAGCGUCAUCGAGAACGAAACCGUGCCGGACUAUGUGAUCAAUUGCGUUAGGGACUGCUGGGACGAGAAUCCGGAGCUGAGACCGGAUUUCCCAACCAUUAGAAAUAGAUUGAAACGUAUGCGAGGAGGCAAAUCCAAAAACAUCAUGGAUCAGAUGAUGGAGAUGAUGGAAAAGUACGCCAACAAUCUCGAGGAAAUCGUGCAGGACCGCACGCGGCUUUUGUGUGAGGAAAAGCGCAAAACCGAGGAUCUUCUGCAUCGAAUGUUGCCUCAGCCGGUGGCGGAAAAGCUGACAAUGGGUUUGGGUGUUGAGCCGGUGUCGUACGAUUCGGUGACUAUUUAUUUUAGCGACAUCGUUGGUUUUACAGCGAUGUCCGCUGAAAGCACUCCGCUGCAGGUGGUUAAUUUCCUCAACGACUUGUACACGGUGUUCGAUCGAAUAAUUAAAGGGUACGAUGUGUACAAAGUUGAGACGAUUGGGGAUGCGUACAUGGUGGUAUCCGGCCUACCCAUUCCCAACGAUAAUCGACACGUUGGAGAAAUAGCUUCGAUGGCCCUGGAAUUGCUGCAGGCCGUCAGAACUCAUCGAAUCUCGCAUCGGCCAAACGAAACGCUUAAGCUACGAAUCGGCAUUCACACGGGGCCAGUGGUAGCCGGUGUGGUGGGACUUACUAUGCCUCGGUACUGUCUAUUCGGUGAUACGGUGAAUACGGCCUCUCGGAUGGAAUCCAACGGCGAAGCACUGAAGAUACAUAUCUCGCCACAGUGCAAGGAGGCACUGGAUCGUCUCGGGGGUUACGUAACGGUCGAGCGGGGAAUGAUCUCAAUGAAAGGGAAGGGUGAGGUGAUGACCUACUGGUUAGAGGCGGCCACCGACAGCGCUAUCCAGAAGAAACCGGUCGAUGUGCGGGAUCUUCCGCCGCCGCUGUUUUGCAGGCCAAGACGGUCGCCCAAGCUAACGUACGAUUCUCGGCAGCCCAGCAUUACCGGGUUUGCUAACUUCAUCGUUGGCAGCCGGCGUCAGUCCAGUGCACACAAAGAUCUCGAAAGCAAUUACAGCCUGCAGGGUUCGAUGUUCGGACCUUCAAUGCGGGACUCACCUCGUAUCACUCAACGGAAGGUAGAGCAAAUUGCUCGGUACAUCAAUGACGACUCCCAAAGUACUUUAGAACAGCGAAAUGCAAUAGAUAAAACCGAAUCUAGUGAUAGUCUAGUAAAAAAAGUCAUCUUUAACAGUAGCAGUAAGAAGAUUAGAAAUAAGUUCCGUUCGAUUACAUCAACGGACGAUUACGGUAAGAUCUGCAGUACUGGUGGUUCGUUCCUGCGGGAGAGCCGCUCGCUGGAUCCGUUCCCGAGUGACGUGCGCAAGCGGUUGGAAAGUAUUAAAUUGGAUAAGAAGCCUCGCAUGGUGCCGAAGAGUUCACAUUCACUGGAAGCCGGUGUGUCGACCAUCAGCAGCGAAGAUAUAUACGGUGACCAAGCGGGAAAAUUGAUCAUUUCGACGGUGCCCGAAGACAGUGGUCCGGUAGAUGUGUACAAGUAUCUGAACAACAACUGCAACGGGUCGAUCGGCAAUAACGAAGAAUCGCACUGCCCGUUGCUGAUGCGCCAAACCUCGCUGGUCACUCCCGGCCAGGAGGACAGUCUGAGCACGCACAAGCGCUGGUACUCGCUGGAGAACGUCGGCGCACCGGACGACGACAACUGCAGCAAGAAGUCGUUGACGCGAAGCUCGAUCAAAUCCUGGCUGGUCGGUAUCAUCCACGGGAACGGAUUCAAGGCGAGUGACUCCAGUUUGCGCAAGGUGGGCGUGCUGCCGGUCGGUGUGGCCGGUGUUACGGGUUUCGGGGAGCUACAGUCAACACCGGAAAAGGAGAGUAUGGUUUGAUGCGGAGCUCGGGUGACUGGUUAGAUGUAGAUAGCUGAGAUGUGUGAGAUGUGUGGUGCGGUACUGUGGUUCGAGCGGCACGGUCUCCAUGUUAGUUAGGAGGUUUUCUGUGCCUUUAGUAUGUGUGUAUGUCUAUAAGUGUUGUAUCAUAGUGACGCGGUUUUAAAUAGUGUAUACUUGACGAGCGGGCGCUGAUCGCUGGUAGUACAGUGGGUUAUAUUCGUUUCGUUUCUAGCAGCAUUGCAGUUUUUACCUGACUGACGAAUCAUUCAGAUUCAUAAACAUUUUCAAUAAGAUAUAUUUUUUCAAAGGUUUUUAAAGUACCGGGAAAUAGUGUGCUCGGCAUAAUAGAUUGUUGAUCGCAGUGGUGUCACUGACACUGACAAAAUUGUAGUUUGACUGUCAUUGUUUUGUAUACAAUCUAGAAUCCUCAAGGGAUAGUCGCCAACAAUCUUCAUAUUACUACAUGUAAAGUAAGCAACUAAGUUCGGUCUCUAAGUUCUUAAUACGUUUCUUAUGAAAAUGCAACUUUGUUGAGAAAAAAUGUAUGAAUGGCAGGUGGAAUGGGGGCAAAUCCCAUUUGGGUGUCUUCAAGUGAGUUUUUACGCGUUUUGAACGUGUGGUGGAGCGUUGUCAUGAUGUAGAAUUACUUUUUCUGCUUUUGCUCGUAUUGUGACCAUUUUUCGUACUAUGCUUGGCUCAACCGGAUCAUUUCGAUUCUGAUGGUGUUGGUGGUGUUCGGUUUCAAUAACUCAUAACAAAUAACAUCGACCUGUUCCCACCAAAUACACAGAAUAAUCUUUGCAACGUGAAUUGAGACGAACGUUGGUUAAGACGAGGAUAUGAUUGGGCUGUUCCUAUGACUUUUUUUUCGUUGAAUUGUUCUGAUGAUUCCACUUUUCACAGAAAAAAGAAACGCUCUACCAGAGAUACUAGAUUUUCCAAAUCUUUUAGAUCUAUGAAAAUUCCGUUGUAAUUUGAAAAAAAUCGAGGAAUUUCGUAGAGUUUGUACUUUGUGUAUUUUAUCUACGGAUUCGUAUUUUCGUAAAAACAGUAGACCUCCAGAGAUUUCCAUAGAUCUGACAUUUCUGUGCUCUCGUCACUUGGCUACAAGUCAUAAGGAAUCCAAGUUUCUUGUUUUUGGUACAUUCCCAACGCGAAUAAUCGCUUGACAAUAGUUUGGUAAAUUCAAUUCAGCGUCCUCGAAGGUUUUUGUACCUUACUUUAAGUGGACGGUCGUCCACAUCUCGGAAAUCGCGGUCUUUGAUGCGACCUAAUGUCAUUUAAUGCGGCAUCACCAUUAAUUUUUGGAGCUCUUGAUGCGCUUCAGCUGCCGUUAGCUUCGAAUGAUAGAAGAAAAUCAACUCAAUCACAACCAAAAGUGUGUGGCUCCAAAACAAAAUCAUUAAUUAGGAGAUUUUUAAACUGUAAUCCGUGAUAACAAUAGAUUGAGGAAUUGGCCGUUCAGUCUUUAAAUAAAGUAGACGAUUUGCUUUUUUUUAUGCUAACGUUUUUGUCUAAGCUCUGGAGAAGACUCCGCCAAAAAUCCACAAGAUAUUGGCAUUUCUAAUUGGUGCAGCCAGAUUGCUCUGGUUCAACUCUUGGAUAGUCCUCGCGUUGUUGAGAUCCGAAACCCAGAGUCGCCAUUAUUUUGUUGUCAAGGAAACUGUAGCCAUUUUGAAGUAGGACUACUUCUUUGAUUUCUAUAUUGGGGUGCACUUUAGAAAAACGAAAAGGGAACAUGUAACGAAAAGUGGUUAUGGUUUGCACGCUUAUAACUCAGUCAUCCGUCAACAGAUUCUAGAGAUAUUGGCAUCAAUCGAUUGGAAAUUUUUCAAAAAAUCCAUUACAACACAGUAGAUUACAUGUUAAACAGACGUUUAAUAAUUGAGAAAAUAUGAGUCGAAUAUUUAAUAUUUCAUUAUUUGCAUUUUUUUGCCUUCCCGCGUCAGUGCUUCCCUAGCACGGAUGACAGAAAUAUAUACGAGAUGAGCUAUGGGUUAAACUUCCUUUCCUUACCUUCUUCGGUCACCGGCUUUCGUCGGCGAAACAUCUGCCAGCAGCAGCUAGCUUGCGACGCACCGGACAGCAAGUUUUCGAGACACAUCGGUGGCAAAUUGGAAAUUUUAAAGGUUGUAUUUCCACCAUUUGUCUGUGGAUCAACCUUACUGAAAACAGUAAUUUUAUUUAUUGCUAGAUUCCCGAGAUAUACCGAGAUAAAGUUAACGGUUCACAGGUGUUGUACAAAAUACAACAGCACAAGUAAACCUUCCGUUACUGCGCAACUAGGGAGUCUAUUAUAUGAAAUUCGUACAAAAAUCACCGGAUUUGGCAUUGGGAGACGAAUUGCUCUACAUUCGUAGUCCUACUUCAAGCCUAGGCCCGUGCCACUAGGCAUGGACCCUUAUACUUUUUAAGAAAGGUUGAAAAUGGAGGUUGAACUUCUUCUACCAGCCGAGAGCCGGUGUGUCGGUGUGUGUGUACCGUAUGAAGAAUUCCUCUUCACUGUACUCGGUCCUGGGCUACUCGUCGCCAUUUCGUUGCUCCUCUCGACACACACACAAAUCAGUUUCAACCUGGUCGAGCCAUUUAGCACGUUGAGCCCUACUAUUCCUGAUGCCGGCGGGGUUCUUGAAUAGAACGGAUUUCACUGCACAGUCGUCCGGCACCUUUGCGAUGUGGCCGGCCCACCGUAGUCUCCCAACUUUCGCCAGGUGUACGAUGGGAAUCUCUAUAAGUAGUGUCUGCAACUUGUGGUUCACACGUCUACACCACUCUCCACUAUCCGUUUGUACUCCACCAGAAAUAGUCCGCGACACCCUUCGUUCAAAUACGGCAAGUGCACGUGUGUCUUUCGCAAGCAAAGUCAAGUCCGUGGAGGACUACCGGUCUGAUUAGCGUUUUGUCUUUUGUGUAUCGUUAACUUUGUGCGGCAGUGUAUGCUCCUUGAUCGUAACGUCUUGUGGAGGGAAAAGUUGGCUCGACUUCCAGCUUGAAUGCGUCGUUGAAUCUUCUUACUCGUAUUAUUGUCGACGGUAACCAGAGAUUCCAAAUAUGCGAACUCAGCAACCACUGCCUGCCACUGCACUGCCUUCAUCGCCAUCAAUAGACACUGUCCGUGGGAGGCAAACGUUGCUUUCUCUGGAGCCUCUUCCUACCAUAUAUUUGGUUUGUUACCCAAUCCGCCUAGCCUCCGUUUUAAGUCUAGCGUAGAUUACCUCCGCUAUCCCAAGUAUUCUAGUUAUGAUGUCGAGGUCGUCUGCGAAGGCUACGGGGUGGUUACUCUUGCUAAUGAUCGUUCCUCUCAUUUUGAUGCCCGCUUGCCGGAUCACAUCUUUAAUAGCUUUAAAAUUGAAUAACAUUUAGAAGCAGUCCAUCUUCUUGCCGCAACCCUUUGCGCGACUCAGAAGGGCUCGAGAGUGUCUCGUUGCACAUCACUCGCUCUAAGUAGCUUUGAUCAGCCGCAUUAGUUUGUUGGGAAACCCAUAUUUGCUCAUCAUGUGCCAUAGCUGUUUGCACGCAAAUAGCACGGAAAUAUGAUGCCCCCAUAAACCCCGCCUGAUACUACCCUACGAAAUCUCUUGCUAUUGGGAAUAGACGACGCUACAAAAUCUGGGAGAGCAGCUUGUAGGCGGCGUUGACCAGCAUAAUGCCGCGGUAAUUACAGCACUCUAGUCGAUCAUCCCCUUUUUGUAGUUGGGACCAUACCUUUCUCCGGUAGUUUCUCCUCCUAAAUCCUUGAAAUUAUCUAGUGAAGGGCUGUUGCUAGCGAUUCUUGGCGAUUUUUAUAGAGUUCUGCCGGGAGUCGGUCCUUUCCGGCGGAUCUGCUUUUGUUGCAAUCGCUGGCGAUUUUAAAGUUUCAAAACAUUUUUUCAAAAGAACAGCAGGAAUGCCAUCGGGCUCGGAACGUCGGGACUGUUUUAAAUCUACUGAAAACUCUUGAAGACUCUUUUGUCCAAAAUUGAGAGGACUUCUGUAGUGCACAUGUUGCUAGGAUAAAAUUGCAGUCGGUGUACGCUUCACUAUGCCCUAGGUAUAUGCUAGACGGAAGUCCGUCCUCUUUACGAUUCGAGUAUACAAAUCUCUCAAAGCUUUUCGGCUUUAAUCUGAGGUUGCUCUCAGUUUUGCCUACCAUAGUCUCUAUAAAUCAUGGAGUCAUGCAACAGCCAUGCGCAACAGUCAUGCGUGGACAAAAGUAGAAAGAUUCUCCAGAUGAUUGAGACCUCACUGAGCUAAUACGUGAUUAUGUAGAUUUUGAUCCCACCGCUGUCACCACAAAGACAUUUCUUUCAACCAAAAAGGAAUUGGUUGUUUGACAGUUUUAAAACUAAUAAUUUUAUUUACAUGCAUUCGCCAAAUCCUGAGGCCCUACGGUUUGCAACCUUGCAUAGAACGCAUGUGAUGGUUUGUUAUCGUAAACAAAAUCUUUUAGUGUCGCUCUUUACUGGAGGCGACCAUGAACGUUCUGCUGACUUGAAACAGAAAUGUAAAACUCUGUCAGUUCUAAUGCACGGACCGCGAAUGAAAGAAUCUGGAAACGGAACCGAAGCAGUUUGAUCAAAUCCAUCAAAUCAAAUGAGGAAGUUCUUAGGAUGAAUACUCGUAUAAUUGCAGCACCCGUGCUGAACAUAUGUGACGGUAUCCAGUUUUUCGGGAAAAGCAUUCUUGGGUGUCAUUGGGGCCUGCUUCCUACAUGUAAAUCUGAGACUAUUGUGAAUGAAAUGCAUCCAAAUUGCAAAAGGUUUCAUUGUUGGAUACUGCGUAUACUCACAGGCAGUGCCAGGUUUGUUGAAUUUGAAAAGGAUAGUCGUAGACACUAGGCCCCAGAGACCAGAGAUACAACUAAGUGGAUUGGACUAGUUUUCGAGAAGUAGUCCAGUGAAGCUAUGAAUCACACUGUUCAUAUGCCUGACUGUAAGGGAACACCUUAUCAACUCAGUCGUGUAGGAUGCGCUUAAAAAUAUUAGAGGCUCGUAGAGGUUCACCAGCGUCGUUCUGCACCGACAAGGGAGUCAACUUUAUUGGAGUAAAGAACUUGCUACUUCACGGGAUGUCUGGAAGGUAAUUCAAAACCAGGUUGACAAAUUCUGGAAACGCUAGAUCCGUGAAUAUAUGUUGAAGCUGACACGACGUACCAAAUGAUCGCCGUGCCGUGGUCGUCGUCAGCACAGAGCCUUGCUCGUGCGGUUUCAAACAGUCGUCUCCAUUCAACUCGAUCUUGGGCCACUCGUCGCCAAUUUUUCAAACGUCUGAAAAGUCGCAAGUCGCGGUCGAUCUGGUCACGUCAUUUCGCACAUUGGACUUCUCUGCUCCUGAUGCCAAUGGAGUUGUUCAGGAGAACCGUUUUUGUGCUUUCAGUCUAAUGAGGGUUUUGUACAUUGUCACCUUCGUUUGGCGGUCUAUGCUUCUUGAUCGUAGCGUUUUGCGAAGGCCAUAGAAAGUCCGAUUUCCAAUAGCCAUAGCUUAUCUCGAUCGACUGUAUCGUAUGCUGCUCUUCAGUUAAUAAAGAUAUGAUGCAUCGGCACGUUGAAUCCCGACAUUUCUGCAAGAUCUGUCGGAUGAUGAAAAUUUAGUCCGUGGUGGCGUGAGCUCCCAUAAUCUCGCCUGAUAAUUCUCUACGCAACCUUUCGUUAUCGGAAUCAACCAUCUUUUUAGUAUGCUAUAUAUGGUAAUAAAAAUAAACUGCAGUGGAUGCAUGAAACUAAUCGUAUUUAACCCCUGUCCCAGGUAAGACAUCGCCGUCUCGUCAGUAUACCACAAGCUAUGGUGUUAUCGUUUAGAGGUAUUUUGGCAUCAUAAAUAUUGGUUAGAAAAAAAAAGCUUAACAUAGCAGCAGCUCCAUCAAAACAAAAAAAAUUCACUGCUGAUACAGCAGCUGCUUUCGAACAAAUAGCUUCCUCGUGUCUUCAAACCGUAUUCUCCUUUGUGUGGCACACUUUGAAGCAAAUCGCCAAAGGCGACACGAUAACUGUUCUAUUAUUAUGCAUAGCUCUAAAAUUCACAACAAAAUCUGUAUGUAAGAUCGCUUAGAAAACAAGUGCCAUCUUAAAACCAUAAACUGCAAAACAGCAAUCAAACAAAGAAUCUACACACACAACGCACUGAUAGGAAAAGGAUAGCAAAACCGAUACUUCUGCUUACAGACAGUCUACAAAAACGAUUGAUUUCACGAUGAUUUCUAUUUGUUGUAGGUUGAAUUUUGUUUUAUCAAUGUGGAAAACACUACACAACAAAAAUAUAAACUGUUAUCAGGAUAUGCUAUUCGUUCACAACAAGUUUUAAGUAGUUUUUAAUGAAUUAUAGGCUGUGAAAUAGGAUAUAUACAUAUAAUUCUAAUAAUGGUAGGUUUUGUGACAUCACGUCCCAGCGUGGUUUGACAAGGUCAAUAACGGGUUUUCGGAGCGAAUAUUUUUUCGAUUUUACUAAAAGCGAAACGUUUCUUCUCGAAUCACUCGCGAGUGGGCCGUGGUAGCAUGAAAAAACUUACAAAAUAAAAAUAAAAAAAAAACAAGUUUUAAAUAGUGGACUCUAAGUCACCAGGUUAUGCAAUUCUACGAGAUUCAAAUCAAAAAAACAGUCAUGAAACUCUUGGAAUGAGGAUUGGUUUAAUUUUGAAGAAGUGAAUGAUUUCUACAUUCAACACGUUUUAUGCGACGAACCAAAUGGGUUUGAUAUAAAUAGGUAUUUGGAAGAAACAAAAUAAUUAAAUAAUCCCUCUGUGUACGUUUCUAGAAGAUCCAAAUCGAUCGGUGAAAGAUUGGCCAUCAAAAAAUGAGUAUUGUUUUAUCAUGCGAAGAGACACUGUGAUUGUAAUUCAAAUCGUUAGGUAAGAAAAAUGCUUACUGGAGGAGAAGCUCGAAAAAUAGGUUUGCAACCACUGUUUAUAGUUACCAACGUUGGUUAGAGAAGCACGACUCGAGAUAAGCUGUUUACAAGUUGCCCGCAUCUGACAGGCUUAAUUCAGUUCGAAGAGGGAACUCAGCAGGCUACAAAACGGUCGCUCCGGAAGUGGCAAAUUUAUUACAAACAUUGAAACGAUGCGCAUAUCAAUCCUGGGUAAAUCAGUCUAUAUUUGAUGGUCAAAAAUUAGAAAUAAAAAAAAAAACAAACAAAAAAAAAAAAGAAUUGAUAAAUCUCCACUUAUUUGCAUAAACUUUUGGAAACUUGUAUUAGAAUUCAGAAUUAUGUGCAAACAAAACAAAUGGUUUGAAAGAAGCUGGUUUUUCAAAUAUGUACAUUGAAUUAAGUAGCAAAAGCGUUGUAAAGAAUGUAUAUUUAUUACCUGAAGCAGAAUAAAGAA
Sabethes cyaneus is the source of this 13648-nucleotide messenger RNA. Its product is annotated as receptor-type guanylate cyclase Gyc76C-like. Gene Ontology annotation, molecular function: protein kinase activity; ATP binding; peptide receptor activity. The record is from RefSeq and is a predicted model, not a curated record. The coding region runs from base 1801 to 6348 and encodes 1515 amino acids. The transcript is spliced from 15 exons. Gene Ontology annotation, biological process: protein phosphorylation; receptor guanylyl cyclase signaling pathway; intracellular signal transduction. Lineage: Eukaryota; Metazoa; Arthropoda; Insecta; Diptera; Culicidae.